AUGGUUAUGGAGAUGGAGGAAGGUGUUAAAGACAAUAGUGCAGUAUCAACACCUAAAUCAAGACACACAAACCAAUCUAGAUCUCUUUUACCGAUUCGUCUCCUUCAGAUUUUGUUACUCUUGCUUGUUUUGACUCUUGGUAUCUCUGUCGUUGGUAUACACAUGAUCAAGUUCUUGAAGUUUCAACAUUUGGAUCCUGUUGCUCCAACAACUUUGAUCUCUAUGUAUGAUCAUGGUACUGUUGCUUUAGAUAGCUUUAUUAGACCUCCUUUGAAUGUUUGGCACACAAUGAAUGAUAGUGAAUUGCUUUGGCGAGCUUCGAUGGUUCCACGGAGAAAUGGUUAUCCGUUUAAACGAGUUCCUAAGCUUGCUUUCAUGUUUCUAACCAAAGGGUCUUUACCAUUUGCUCCACUUUGGGAAAUGUUCUUUAAAGGAAAUGAAGGUCUUUACUCAAUCUAUGUUCAUUCAUUGCCGAAUUACAAAUCGAGUUUUUCGAAGUCAUCUGUGUUUUACAGAAGAUAUAUCCCAAGUCAGGCUGUGGCAUGGGGAGAGAUGAGUAUGGCUGAAGCUGAAAGGAGACUUCUGGCUAAUGCGUUGCUCGAUAUCUCUAACGAAUGGUUUGUUCUGGUUUCUGAAUCAUGUGUUCCUCUGCGUGGUUUCGGCUUUAUCUAUAAUUAUAUCUCUGGAUCAAGAUAUAGUUUCAUGGGUUGUGCUGAUGAGGAAGGUCGUGACGGAAGAGGAAGAUAUAACAUUGAAAUGGAACCUGAGAUCACGCUUAGCCAGUGGCGAAAAGGGUCUCAGUGGUUUGAAAUUAACCGGAAACUCGCUCUUGAGAUUGUUCAAGACACAACUUACUAUCCCAAAUUCAAAGAGUUUUGUAAACAACCAUGUUAUAAUGAUGAACAUUACUUCCCAACAAUGCUGGCUGUUAAACAUCGGAUUUUGUUGGCUAACCGGACAUUAACAUGGACAGAUUGGUCACGCGGUGGUGCUCAUCCCGCUACUUUUGGCAAAGCUGAUGUAACGGAAACUUUUCUCAAGAAGCUUCCUGGAGCUAAAUCCUGCCUCUACAAUGAUCAGCAGUCUCAAGUCUGUUAUCUCUUUGCUAGAAAGUUUUCUCCGAGCGCAUUAGAGCCCUUAUUGAAACUUGCACCUAAGAUUCUUGGGUUCUAA
Molecule: messenger RNA, 1173 nt
Organism: Arabis nemorensis
Lineage: Eukaryota; Viridiplantae; Streptophyta; Magnoliopsida; Brassicales; Brassicaceae
Source: the annotation of a GenBank genome assembly